CCCCGAGCUGUCAUCGUUUCACCGGGAGAGGCGAAGGGCAUCCGGGAUACCGGCCGAGAGGGGACCCGUUGACACGCUUUUCUCGAGUGGACAGAUACACCAGUGGACGGUGGGCGUUCCCUUCAUCCCUCUCUGUCCUGGGUCUGACCUCCGUGGACUUUUACUUCCUGUUUUCGUUCUGAGGUUGAGGACGUCCGUCCCGUCGGGACUGACCACCACCACCGUGUGUGUGUGAUAACUGUAAGGACUGCUUAUGCAUCGUUUAAGGACUUGUGCGGCGCGGUUGCGUCCGCUCACCGCCUCGCAGGCGGCUCAGACUGUCGGCCAGCAGCGGCCAAUCACAGUCGCCUCCACAGGCGGCACAAGGACGUUUCAGCCAAUCAGGUGCUACUCGGCACCGGUGGCCUCGGAGCCGUUCCUGAACGGGACGAGCUCCAACUACGUGGAGGAGAUGUACUAUGCCUGGCUGGAGAACCCCAAGAGUGUUCACAAGUCGUGGGAUGUGUUUUUCCGGAACGCCAACGCUGGUGCUCCUCCCGGCGCCGCCUACCAGUCUCCUCUAGGUCUGUCUGCGGCGUCGGGCCUCGUCGCUCCUCAGCUCUCCUCUCUGGUUGGAGCUCAGCCCAACGUGGAGAAGCUGGUGGAGGAUCACCUGGCCGUCCAGUCCCUCAUCAGGGCCUACCAGAUCCGAGGGCACCAUGUGGCCCAGUUGGACCCCCUCGGCAUCAUGGACGCCGAUCUGGACUCGUGUGUCCCCACUGACAUUAUCACCUCCUCCGACAAGCUGGACGUGGCGGUUUUCAAGGAGAGGCUGAGAAUCCUCACGGUAGGAGGCUUCUACGGUCUGGAUGACUCUGACCUGGACAAGGUGUUCCGCCUGCCCACUACCACCUUCAUCGGAGGUUCAGAGAGCGCCCUCCCCCUGAAGGAGAUCAUCCGCCGCCUGGAGAUGGCGUACUGUCAACACAUCGGGGUGGAGUUCAUGUUCAUCAACGACCUGGAGCAGUGUCAGUGGAUCAGACAGAAGUUUGAGACUCCAGGAGUGAUGCAGUUCACUCUGGAGGAGAAGAGGACGCUGCUGGCCCGCAUGAUCCGCUCCACCAGGUUCGAGGAGUUCCUCCAGAAGAAGUGGUCUGCAGAGAAGCGUUUUGGUCUGGAGGGAUGUGAGUCUCUGAUCCCAGCUCUGAAAACCAUCAUUGAUAAAUCCUCUGAGAACGGAGUGGAGAACGUCAUCAUGGGCAUGCCUCACAGGGGUCGUCUGAACGUUCUGGCCAACGUGAUCCGUAAAGAGCUGGAGCAGAUCUUCUGUCAAUUUGACUCCAAACUGGAAGCUGCUGAUGAGGGCUCUGGAGAUGUGAAGUACCAUCUGGGGAUGUACCACCGUCGAAUCAACCGCGUGACGGACAGGAACAUCACCCUGUCUCUGGUGGCCAACCCCUCCCACCUGGAGGCUGUGGACCCCGUGGUGCAGGGGAAGACCAAGGCCGAGCAGUUCUACUGUGGAGACAACGACGGGAACAGGGUGAUGUCCAUCCUGCUCCAUGGAGACGCAGCGUUUGCAGGUCAGGGUAUCGUCUACGAAACUUUCCACCUGUCUGACCUGCCGUCCUACACCACGCACGGCACCGUGCACGUCGUCGUCAACAACCAGAUCGGUUUCACCACAGAUCCUCGUAUGGCUCGAUCGUCUCCGUAUCCCACCGACGUGGCUCGAGUCGUCAACGCUCCCAUCUUCCACGUCAACGCCGACGACCCCGAGGCCGUCAUCUACGUCUGCAAGGUGGCGGCCGAGUGGAGAGCCACGUUCCACAAGGACGUGGUGGUCGACCUGGUGUGUUACCGUCGGAUGGGUCACAACGAGAUGGACGAGCCGAUGUUCACUCAGCCGCUGAUGUACAAACAGAUCAAGAAGCAGAAACCUGUUCUGCAGAAAUACGCUGAGAAACUGAUCGCAGAGGGAGCAGUGAGCCGGCAGGAGUACGAGGAGGAAAUCUCCAAGUACGAUAAGAUCUGCGAGGAGGCGUACGCUCGCUCCAAAGACGAGAAGAUCCUCCACAUCAAGCACUGGCUGGACUCCCCAUGGCCCGGUUUCUUCACCCUGGACGGUCAGCCCAAGUCUAUGAGCUGCCCCUCCACCGGUCUGACCGAGGAGAACCUGAACCACAUCGGACAGAUGGCCUCAUCCGUCCCUGUGGAGGACUUCACCAUCCACGGAGGUCUGAGUCGGAUCCUGAAGGGCCGAGCUGAGAUGGUGCGGAACCGGACGGUGGACUGGGCUCUGGGGGAGUACAUGGCCUUCGGGUCGCUGCUGAAGGAGGGAAUCCACGUGCGACUGUCGGGACAGGACGUGGAGCGAGGGACAUUCAGCCACCGUCAUCACGUCCUCCAUGACCAGAACGUGGACAAGAGGAUCUGUAUUCCCAUGAACCACCUCUCUCCCGACCAGGCGCCGUACACCGUCUGCAACAGCUCGCUGUCCGAGUACGGAGUCCUGGGUUUCGAGUUGGGUUUUGCGAUGGCGAGUCCCAACGCUCUGAUCCUGUGGGAGGCUCAGUUCGGAGACUUCCACAACACGGCUCAGUGCAUCAUCGACCAGUUCAUCUGCCCCGGUCAGGCCAAGUGGGUCCGACAGAACGGCAUCGUGCUGUCUGCUGACUCUGUCACUUUUGGGCAUGGUCCAGAACAUUCUUCAGCUCGUCCAGAGAGAUUCCUCCAGAUGUGCAACGACGACCCAGAUGUCAUGCCUAACAUCACAGAGGACUUCGCCGUGCGUCAGCUCUACGACUGUAACUGGAUCGUGGUGAACUGCUCUUCUCCUGGAAACUACUUCCAUGUUCUCAGACGACAGAUCCUCCUGCCCUUCAGGAAGCCUCUCAUCGUCUUCACUCCCAAAUCUCUGCUGCGCCACCCGGAGGCCAGAGCCAGCUUCGACGAGAUGCUGCCUGGAACUCACUUCCAGAGGUUGAUCCCAGAGCGAGGCUUGGCGGCCGAGCGUCCAGAGGAGGUGAAGAGGUUGAUCUUCUGCACGGGGAAGGUUUACUACGAGCUGACCAAAGAGAGGAAGAACAGAGGGAUGGAGGGGAAUGUGGCCAUCGCACGUAUAGAGCAGGUAUCCCGGUUCCGGUUCGACAGGUUGAAGGCCGAGUCAGAGCUCUUCGCCAACGCCGACCUGGUGUGGUGUCAGGAGGAGCACAAGAACCAGGGUUACUAUGACUACGUGAAGCCUCGCAUCAGGACCACGAUUCAGAGAGCCAAACCAGUCUGGUACGCUGGCAGAGAGUCGGCCGCCGCCCCCGCCACAGGAAACAAGAACACUCACCUGAUGGAGCUGCGGCGUUUCCUGGACACCGCCUUCGGCCUGGACGCGUUCAAAGAUCAGCAGUAAAACCUGUGACCUGCAACACCUGGAAGAAACCCUCACCUGUCUCACCUCUGACCCCCCCACCCCCACCCCCUCC
Molecule: messenger RNA, 3458 nt
Organism: Seriola dumerili (greater amberjack)
Lineage: Eukaryota; Metazoa; Chordata; Actinopteri; Carangiformes; Carangidae
Gene: ogdha
Product: 2-oxoglutarate dehydrogenase, mitochondrial-like
Exons: 24
Coding region: 254-3385 (1043 amino acids)
Biological process (GO): tricarboxylic acid cycle
Cellular component (GO): oxoglutarate dehydrogenase complex; mitochondrion
Molecular function (GO): thiamine pyrophosphate binding; oxoglutarate dehydrogenase (succinyl-transferring) activity
Source: RefSeq, a predicted model, not a curated record